Messenger RNA from Nematocida ausubeli, 888 nucleotides. RefSeq lists its product as uncharacterized. Lineage: Eukaryota; Fungi; Microsporidia. Gene Ontology annotation, molecular function: protein binding; chromatin binding. The record is from RefSeq and is a predicted model, not a curated record. Gene Ontology annotation, cellular component: Set1C/COMPASS complex. The transcript has a single exon. Bases 1 to 888 code for a protein of 295 amino acids.
AUGCACAGUGCAAAGGGCCCAGAGCUUAUCUCAUACUUAACAGAGGAAAUGGAGGGCACCAUUCAAGACUCAGCCUACUCCCCAAACGGAGAGAUACUUGCGUGCGCGCUGGACUCCGGCCAUUUGGUCUUCCACGACGCAGUAAGAAACAAGAGAUAUUCGUCUGUGGAAACGCCAAACGAAAAAUCAUUUCUGGUUGAUUUUAUAGAUCACAACACUUUAGUACACACGGUUGAGAAAGAUAUGCGUGUGCUAAACCUGGAGAAGGGCGAGUGCACUGCUCUCUUUGCAGCGCACACCUCGCAAGUAUACAGCAUUUCAACCUCCUUGAUGUUCAGAAACACAAUAUCUGUGGCGCACAACGAGGCGUAUAUCUGGGAUGCCCGGGAAAAAAACCCGCAUGCAAAGAUACCAGUGCAAGGAAGACCCCUGAUCAAGUACUCUCCAGACGGCCGGGUGUUUAUGGCGCUGUUUGAGGAGAGGAAAGAGAUGUGCUUGUUUGAUGUGCGGUCUUAUAUGGGAGGGCCUUAUAAAACAAAAAGGAUAGAAAUAGAAGGAUACAGCGAUGUGCAUUUCUCACCGGACGGGUUUGGUUUUGCAUUGGUGCAGAAAGAUGGCUUCAGAAUUGCAGACGGGCUCAGCGGAGACAUAACCAUGCAUCUCCCAAGCGAAAACAGCACAGCAGGCUGCUUCUCGCAAGACAGCCGAUCAUUUAUAUAUGCAACAGGCCCAAAUGAGAUCUCAAUGGCUACAAUUCCAGAAACAAAGGGCGCGCCCAUUUUCACCCACAGCAGCGACUGCCCUAUCACUGCACUUCACUACAACCCAUGUUUUGAGCAGGUGGCAGUUAUUCACGGGCAACUCACGUUCCUGCAGAAUUCAACGUAG